Molecule: messenger RNA, 1608 nt
Organism: Closterium sp. Naga37s-1
Lineage: Eukaryota; Viridiplantae; Streptophyta; Zygnematophyceae; Desmidiales; Closteriaceae
Source: the annotation of a GenBank genome assembly
AUGCCUGUAUCGAUAGGCGAUGUUUAUCAUUCGUAUUCGCCGCAGCCCUUUGUCGUGGCGUCAGCUGCAGUAGCCCUUCCGACCUUAUCAUCCUCGGCGCCGGCGGCUGUGGGGAUGUCGCCUCUUCCCGCACCUCGAUCUGCGCCGUCAUCCGUGACUCCGGCUGGCCCUGUCCUUGCGCCUGCUGCGGCGCUAGUUCCCGUCGUGGCGUUGUUGUCUGCGCCUGCCGUGGCACCUGGUCCUGCGCCCGCGUCGUCGCCCGCUCCAGCGCACGCCUGGACGUCUGCUCCUGCGCUCGCUCCUAGGCCGGCUGCGGCGUCUCAUCCUACGCACACUCCUGCACCCGCAUCGGUGGUUCCAUCUGUCCCCGUGGGGGUGUCGGCACCCGUGCCUGUAGUCGCGGCGUCGUCUGCUGCUGUUGGAGCAGCCUCCGUGCCGCCACCGGUUGCGCCUGCCGUGGCGCCUUCUGCUGCUGCUGCUGCGGACCCAACUUACCGGCCACCUCUAGCCACCAGCGCCGGCCUGAGCUCGGCGGAGGUUCAGUCGACUCGCGUGUCGCCUCCGGUUGCUCCUGCCCCUAUGCCUGUGGCAACACCAGCGCCGCCUCCGACCGUCCAGGCGGGUCCUGUUCCCGCACCCCUUGCUGCUGUUCCCCCCGCUCAACGUCCUCCGUCCCCGGGCCGUCGGCAGCAUCAGCCUCAUUCCCCUGUGCCACGUGACGAGAGGGAGACGUCACGGCGGUGGCACGAUUCUCCUCGGCGCCGUGGUUUGCAGGCGAACUGGGCUGCACCCCGUGGCGGCCGAGGAGGCUGGUGGGGAGGGCGUGGUCGCGGUGGCGGCUGGAUGUAUGAUCAGCCGGUGACAAUGGCCGACUUGCAGCGAGUUGUGUCUGACGCGAUGCGCGAGGCCCGGCGGCUUCCCUCUGGAAGCCAUUCUCAGGUCCGCCUCCCCUUCCAGUCGCUCCUCCUCGUCCGCCGCCUCGUCCGCCCCGCGAUGCCUGUAUCGAUUGGCGACGAGUAUUAUUCGUACUCGCCGCAGCCCUUUGUCAUGGCGUCAGCUGCAAUUGCCCCUCCAGCCUUGUCGUCCCCGGCUCCUGCGGCUGUGGGGAUGUCGCCUCUUCCAGCACCUCGAUCUGCGCCGUCAUCUGUGACUCAGGCUGGCCCUGUCCUCGCGCCUGCUGCGCUGCCCGUUCCCGUCGUGGCGUCGUUGUCUGUGCCUGGCGUGGCGCCUGGUCACGCGCCCGCGUCGUCACCUGCUCCCGCGCUCGCCUCGACGUCUGCUCCUGCCCCUGCCCAUGGUCCGGCUGCGGCGUUUGAUCCUGCGCACACUCCUGCGCCUGCGCCGGUGGUUCCACCUGUCCCCGUGAGGGUGUCGGCGCCCGUGCCUGUGGUUGUGACGUCGUCUGCUGCUAUUGGAGAAGCCUCCGCUCCGCCACUGGCUGCGCCUGCCGUCGUCCCGACGAGACAAUGGGGGGGGGGGGCGGACGACGGGACAGCGCGGAGCGACGAGGGUGGGGGGGGGGGGCACGGACGACGGGAAAGGCAAACCAGGGGCACGACGGGCAGGGCGCCACGGACGGGACGGGACGGGCAGGGCGUGUUAAGAUAG